GCUCCACCGCAUGCAGCUACCUCAAUUCGAGUGACAUGAAUGGGCAACCGACGACCAUUCGAUUACGUUUGCCUUGAUCCCAGUUGUUGAUCAACGGUCAUUGUGAGUGGACUGUGUUGCAAUAGGGUUUGUCUCAUCCAGGCUAUUGCUCAAGCAAUGUCAGUGAACGAUUAGGUUAGGGGAACAACCGAAUUCAAGCGCUAGGACAAGUUAUGAGUUUGAGCCAAAUUCGGCCUUCCACCCCGAACAUGGUCCUUUAUGACGAGGAUCACGCCAAUGGGGUGGAAGUCGCGAAUACAGUCGUGGGUGGGCAGACUUCAUCCAGACCUGGAACCACCGGAUCCUUGGCCCCUCCACCACCUAUGCAAUAUCAUACCCCGCCAGAUUCGUUGAUGAAGGAGUCCGGAAACGUUGGAGGUAGUCCGGGCAUUUGGACUAUUGAAGGCGAAAAGGACAUCCUUGACGAUGAUUCUGAUCAGGUGAUCAACUUUGACGAGGACGACACCAAGAUCUUGUUGGAAAAGGAGUUUGAAGACUUCUACGAGGAUCAUGCCCACAAGUCCGCUGGGCCCGUGGUCUUUGUCUCCAAGACCUUAGGCAUGCUCCCGGUUAUUUGGACCGAGGAGGAGUCCGAAAACGAAUGCAAAAGCUACUUUAACCUCUACACAUUUGUGAUCUUCAUCGGAUGGGUGGGUCUGGCCGUGGUCAGCGGACUUCGGGUGGAGGAAAUCGGAGCCUUUCCCGGAGAUGAAUCCAUCUCCCCGGACAAUGACACCGUUUACCACUUGCGAUUCUUGAGCCGGUGCACGUUUGACACGUACCUUUCGUGCACGUGGGUUGGCAGCUUGGUGGCCUUAUUAUUUGGUGUAUUCAAAUGCCGCUCGUUUGCAGAGGUUCUCAUGGGCUUGUCAGAAAUUGAUGCCCAAUUGGAGCUCCAGGGGAAGCAUUAUGACAAGAUCAAGCGUAAAACCCUGUAUUGGAUCGUGUUUCUGGGAAUACUUUUGGUCAUCCAUGGUCUGUCAUUCUACACAAUCCUCAAUGACAGCGCCAUGUUUGAUCUGAUGCUAUUCAUCUCGGUGAUGUUAGCCCAUUGUCUGGUCUUUGUGUUGGACCUGCAGUACCUUCACUUUAGUAUGGUCAUGUGUAAACGAUAUCGAAUGAUCAACAAAAUCCUGGUCCAUAUCACCAAACCAUGGACCACAUUUCGAAAUGAAACUCCGCCCAAUCACAUCUUGCAUAACAUCUUACAACACCGCUUUGAUCAGAUCUUUGAACCAGCAAAUGAAGACAUUUCUAUGACCAAGAAGUCUUUGAAUGAGAAGGAAUUGCCUUUGGCCUUGUUCCUCAAAAGUCCAGACGAGCCUAAACUAACCAAAGAGGAGGAGAACACUUUCAUCAUUCAGAUGGAUAUCUUACGCGGGAUCCACGCUGAUAUGAUGGCUCUGGCCAAUGAAGUGAACCACUUGCUUGGGUUUCAAAUCUUGGUUCACAUCAUCACAAGUGUGAUCUUCGUGGUCAUGUUUGGCUACUUCUUCGCAGCGGCGGCCAUUGACACGAAAUUCUACUGGCCUUAUUUGGCCCUUGGCCUCUUAUCAGCCCUUCGGAUCUUUUUAGUGGGCCAUUGGGGCCAACUUGUGGAACAACAGUCCCGCCAACCAUUCUUGACCAUUUGUCAAGUCUCAACAGUGGAUGGGAGUCCUCGUUUGGAACGGCAGGUCCAAAAAUUGACCAUCCAGAUGAAUCACCAAUGCCCGAAAUUAACGGCCGCCGGAUAUUUCAAUUUGGGACGCAACAUGAUCCUGAAGACAAUUGGUGUGGCCGUCGUGUUUACCUUCUUUAUGGUCCAAUUUCAACGAGCUCGGGACAUGAUAUCCACCAUGAAUAUGGCCAAGACCAAAGGGGAGACCGCAUCCUAAUACUGUUUUACAAAACUCCUCAUAUUAGUACCUCAGCAUUUCUUUGUUUGUCAUUGAAGAAAUCUUCUGGGGCUGUAUUUUUCCUCUCGAUUAAUAACUGUGUUUGUAAUUAGGACUCUCAACUAUAUCUGUGAUAUUGCUCGCAAUUUAUGAUAGCAGGACAUGAAGGACCUUUUCUUGUUACUUAAGCGUUAACCCUCUAGUUCCUGUAUUUCAAGCUAAACUUAAGAUUUCAAACAUUCUUGUGAGUUACUCAUCAUUAUAUCUCAAUGUUCCAAUACACUAGUAUUAAGAUUAAUGUGCCGAACUUUUUGCCUACCUUAUAAGAAAUUCAUUGUAGCAUGCCAGCGUGUGUCCAUAUUUUUUGUCAAUAAACUUAUUCUUAUCAUUAUGAACAAACAA
Tigriopus californicus is the source of this 2318-nucleotide messenger RNA. Its product is annotated as putative gustatory receptor 28a. Bases 213 to 1916 code for a protein of 567 amino acids. Lineage: Eukaryota; Metazoa; Arthropoda; Copepoda; Harpacticoida; Harpacticidae. The record is from RefSeq and is a predicted model, not a curated record. Gene Ontology annotation, cellular component: neuronal cell body; axon; membrane. Gene Ontology annotation, biological process: sensory perception of taste. The transcript has 8 exons.